AUGAAAGACACACCGAUAGUCAACGUUCAAGAAGAACUAAUUGAUACUCAACAUUGUAAACCAAGUGAACGUCAUUUAACAGAUGAAGACAAAUGUACUAUGGAAAAAACAUCACUGAAAUUAUUGUCGUCAUUAACAGGCGUUCGAGUGAGCAAACAACAAAUUUUUGUGGCAGGUGGUAUCCAACAGCUCUUAAAUAAACAAUCUAUAACUUCCACACAUUCGGCAACAACAAUAACAACAACAAAUCAAAAUCCAUUAGAAAUUCAUAUUCUUGAUUUACCUAAUGAAGUCUAUCUACACGUGUUUUCAUAUUUAAAUCCUCUAGAUUUAUGUCAAAUGUCUGAAGUAUGUCGACAAUGGUAUAAAAUCACCACCGAUAAUCAUUUAUGGUCGCGACGUUUACUACGAGAUAGUAAAAAAUGGUCUAGUAUUAGUUCAAAAUCUAAUCCGUUGAGUUAUGAUUUAGUUCAAUCAGAUCGUUCGAAAAAAGAAAUUUAUCUUACGUGUUCGCCCGAUAUACGACGAUGUACAACACAAAUAGAUGAUAGUAUAAAUUAUUUUUUUAAAUUAUCUGACUAUGUUAAAGGAUUAUUUUAUUCCAAAGAUUUGAUUAUGUUCGGACCUGGUUUAGAAUCAUUAACGUCACCGUCCAAAUCCUUAGUCACUAAGCUAUUGUGGGAUGAAACUAAAACAUUCGAGACAAUGGGUAUGAUACCGGGAAAAGAUGGGUUUGGAAGUGGUAUCAAAAUUAAGUUACGCAAUCAUCUAUUUAAUCUUAUUACACUAUAUACAAAUUGCAUGAAGGAGAGAGAGAAUCGUUCUGAUAGAUUCACUUCAAAUCGUUUGGUACAACAGAUUGAAAAUAACCAGAACAACAAUAGCAUGGAAGAUAAUUCAUUAUCGAAAUAUGAAGUUAAUCCACAAGUUCGAGAUGUUUGUCGUGAUGCCAGUGGUCUUGUUUAUGUAAUCGACGCAGCAAAAGAAAAUUCAUUGUAUGACUAUCAAACAGAAUUACAAAUCAUAAUGUCAGAACAAUGGAUGAAUCCAAGUUUACCAUUAUUAAUUUUAGCUUGCGUCAAAGAUGAACAUACGCCACGUUCAUCGGCACUCGAUGUUGUGAAAGACUUGAAUUUAUCGCGCUUAGCUAAUCCCUGGCUAGUUCAAAACUGUUGUGUUGAUAACAUGAAAGGAAUUGAUGCAGGAUUUUGGUGGCUGCUAAGUACCCGAAGUCUACUCUGGAUUAAAAAUGACAAUUAA
Molecule: messenger RNA, 1260 nt
Organism: Didymodactylos carnosus
Lineage: Eukaryota; Metazoa; Rotifera; Eurotatoria; Philodinida; Philodinidae
Source: the annotation of a GenBank genome assembly